AUUGAUGAAAGUUUCAUGUGGAACUGUGCUGCUGAUGUUGGGCCAAGAGUCUUUGGGGUUGGAUGAUCAGAGUAUUCCAAGGCAGGGACUAGCUUCCAAUUCCGGAGAGUCUGGGCCAUUUACCAAGAGCAGGGCUUAGCUGAGCUGGGAUUUUCAAACUGUAAAUCAGUUCCUUUUCCUCUUUUGUGUCCUCCCAAAACAAAGCAAAGAAUGAUAAAACAACUUAGGGCUUGAGAAAGAGAUUGUAGAGAACAGGUUUCAGAGCAAGAAGGGACCUUAGGUGACUGAGUUGGUUCCCAAGCUAGAUGAAGAGAGAAAGGCAGGUGAUGGAAGGUCAGUGUCGGUUGGGGCAGAGUUAAAGGGGGUAAAAAGUUUUAAAUUCAUCGGCCUGCAAAAUGUAACACUGUGGGAACACCUCAGAUCCACUUUGGUUUGUGAUCAAAGCGACGACAACAACAGUAUCUGCUUCCUAGCAGAAUACGGUUCAGAAACCACGAGAUUUGCUGCAGUGAUCGCUUUUCGUGCACAAGCAAAACGGUGGUUAUUCUAUUAUCUUGAUUCAAUUACCCAAGCGUUUGCCGGGUGUGUGUCUUGCUUUCCUCCCCCUCUCCUUCUGCGCCUUGCACAGCUCUGCCUUGCUCUCCCCGUCUGGGCUGCUGGCCGCGGGGGCUGUGAUGCAGGUAUGACAUAUGGUCCGCUCUUGCCUCCGCUGGGAUCCCCUCUGGUGUCUCGUUAACAUGCGCUGCCUGGUGGGGCUGCAUCAUUGUUAAAGGAGAUUCCAACGCAGCGCGUCCGCCAGUCCCUCUUCUCUGGGACUCCGGAGCUGCUGGGCUCGAAGGAAACCGUGAGCCGGCUCAGCUGCAAAGAACUUCCCAUUACAGUUUUCUUAGGGAAUCUUUACCAGCCUUCACCAACAGAAUGAAUCAGAGAAUCAAGCAAUCUGUUAUGUCUUUCUAGCAGAGCAGGAGAUACAUCUCUAAUAAACAGCUCCCCAAACAGUGAUCCUGUGACUUUUGAAGGAAGCAAGACUGAAGUGCAAUAUUUUUUUUUAAAGACUUCUUUCUGAAACUGACCUGAAAAAAGUUAAAGGGUUUUCUUUUUCAAAUCUGGUCUGUUUGGGAAAUGAAUUUGGCAUAAUUUUAGCAGAAGAAGGCAUACAAAUAUAACUGAUAUCUUUAAGUACAAUUUGAUGCAGUGUGGCUUCUGCAUUUAAACCAUAUAUUUAUAAUGGAUGAUGGCUAUAGAAAUAAUCCAAAUCUCUACCAUGGAGCAAGGGAUAUAGCUAGAGAGGCAAAUCGGCAGUCUAGGAACCAAGGAAUGGAUGAUUAUAGGUAUCAGGAUGGCAACUAUGAAGGGUAUACACACAAUGACAACUAUUACCGUAGAGGAGAUGAAUCCAAUCAGGAUGAAGAUGCCCAGAGUGAUGCCACUGAAGGUCAUGAUGAGGAUGAUGAAAUCUAUGAAGGGGAGUACCAGGGCAUUCCCCACCCAGAUGACAUUAAGACAAAGCAAAAGAAGAAAUCUCCCUCUAGGUCUGAUGAUUAUAGGGACCAGAAAGAUCUCAUAGCAGAACGAUUGGAGGAUGAAGAGCAGCUGGCUCAUCAGUAUGAGAAUAUCAUUGAGGAAUGUGGUCAUGGGCGUUUCCAGUGGACACUCUUUUUUGUUUUAGGCUUGGCCCUGAUGGCUGAUGGGGUAGAAGUUUUUGUGGUGGGUUUUGUUCUUCCCAGUGCAGAGAAGGACAUGUGUCUAUCCAGUUCCAACAAAGGGAUGCUAGGGCUGAUAGUCUACCUGGGAAUGAUGGCUGGGGCCUUCAUCUGGGGUGGCCUGGCAGAUAAGCUUGGGAGGAAGAAAGUCCUUGGCAUGUCUCUUGCAAUCAACGCCUCCUUUGCUUCCCUCUCCUCUUUUGUUCAGGGCUAUGGCUUCUUCCUCUUCUGCCGCCUUAUCUCUGGUAUAGGGAUCGGGGGGUCCCUCCCCAUUGUAUUUGCCUAUUUCUCUGAAUUCUUAUCUCGUGAGAAGAGAGGUGAACACCUUAGUUGGCUCUGCAUGUUCUGGAUGAUUGGGGGAAUUUAUGCUUCAGCAAUGGCCUGGACCAUUAUUCCGCAUUAUGGUUGGGGCUUCAGCAUGGGAACCAAUUAUCAUUUCCACAGCUGGAGGGUGUUUGUGAUUGUCUGUGCUCUUCCAUGCAUGGCAUCCAUGGUUGCCCUGAAAUUCAUGCCAGAGAGCCCACGUUUUCUAUUGGAGAUGGGUAAACAUGAUGAAGCCUGGAUGAUUCUCAAGAAUGUGCAUGACACCAAUAUGCGGGCCAAGGGGACACCUGAGAAAGUAUUCACAGUUUCCCACAUCAAAACCCCCAAGCAAAUGGAUGAGUUCAUUGAAAUACAAAGCUCAACAGGAACUUGGUACCAACGCUGGCUGGUCAGAUUGACCACUACUUUUAAACAGGUCUGGGACAAUGCCUUAUACUGUGUGAUGGGUCCGUAUAGAAUGAAUACACUGAUUCUGGCUGUGGUUUGGUUUUCUAUAGCUCUGAGUUACUAUGGCCUAAUAGUUUGGUUCCCCGACAUGAUUCGCCAUAUUCAAGAUGAAGCUUAUAAGGCCAAAGAGAAGGUCUUCAAACAUGAGCAUCUGGAACAUGUCACGUUCAACUUUACCCUGGAAAACCAGGUGCACAAACAUGGGAAGUUCUUCAAUGAUAAGUUCUAUAAGAUGAAAUUAAAGAAUGUAAUCUUCGAGACUUCCUUCUUCGAUGAAUGCUAUUUUGAAGAUGUCGUAUCUCCUGGGACUUUCUUCAAAAACUGCACUAUUGAAUCAACCGUCUUCUAUAAUACAGAUCUCUAUCAUCAUAAAUUCAUUGGUUGUCGGUUCAUCAACACUACCUUUAUGGAACAGAAGGAGGGGUGCCACUUGGACUUUGAAGAAGACAAUGACUUUCUCAUCUACCUUGUUAGCUUCCUUGGCAGUCUGUCUGUAUUGCCAGGCAACAUUAUAUCAGCUCUGCUCAUGGACAAAAUUGGGAGAAUCAAGAUGAUUGGUGGCUCCAUGCUGAUAUCGGCAGUCUGCUGCUUCUUCCUAUUUUUUGGCAACAGUGAGUCUGCAAUGAUUGGCUGGCAGUGCCUGUUCUGCGGUGCCAGUAUUGCUGCCUGGAAUGCACUGGAUGUGAUUACAGUAGAGCUAUAUCCUACUAACAAAAGAGCAACGGCUUUUGGUAUCCUCAACGGCAUCUGCAAAUUUGCGGCCAUUUUGGGAAAUUCCAUCUUUGCUUCCUUUGUAGGGAUAACCAAAGUGGUUCCCAUCCUCUUGGCUUCCUCUUCUCUGGUUGGAGGAGGUCUGAUUGCCCUUCGAUUGCCAGAGACUCGAGAACAGGUCUUGAUGUGAACAGUUUGGGGGGAAAGCAAAGACCUGAAGAGCCAUAUCAAAAAAAAUUGAUAUGCCCCCACUCUUGCUGUUUAUCACUUUCUGGCGGAUAUUUUCAGAUAACAGGGGAAGAAAAGCUAAUUUGGAGACCCAUAGUUUAGGAACAGUUUCAACUGUGAGAGUUCUCUGACCACAAUGGAUUGAUAUGGUGGUACCAACAGUCAGCCAUAGGAAUAUAGAGUUUUGUGUAUUGCCUUAGGUCUCCCUAGCCUAAGGCUGAAAGAGUGAGGGUACAUUGUCUCCUCUUCCAGUGAGUGCACAUACUGUGCAGGAGUGAGGGGGACUAUCUAUGCCUCUUUCCCCUACAUGAGACCUAAGUUAUGGUUUGCAUUUCAAGACUACUUUUCAGCCCAACUCCUUCACUGGGCCAGAAAACACAACAGAUUGUUUUAGUUGAAGAUACAGUCUCUCUUUUUUGAUUUUUGGUAUGAGGAAGAAGCAAAUACGUGUUUUUUUAUUUUCUUCUUUUUCAAGAUUUUGAAAUACUACAUGUUUCAAUUUUCAUUUAAAAAUUGAUGCAGAAGCAUCCCAAAAGCCCUCAGAUAGAACCAAAUAUAUAACUGUUUGGUGCAAUAUUUUUGGAAAUUGACCAUUGUUUUCCAACUCCAUUCUCUCCAUUAGUUGGAAAUUAGAAAAUCCAAUGUGAUGAUGGGGAAUUUAUUUUUUUUUAUCUAGUUUUUUCAAAGGCAAUUACAUGAUGAACAUUCUGCAAACCAAAUGCCUACAUAUGUCAUAAGGGAGUAGCUGGACAUGAACAUUUAGAGUAUAGAAUCUAGAGACACUUAGUAGCAUUUUGUCCAUAUUUGGGAAGACAUUGCUGUUUGGGGUCCAGGAGAUAUGGGUCAGAUGGAAUGAAAUGUAAGCAGAGUUUCUUAUAGCUAUUUAACCUGUUAUCUAGAGGAUUCACUAGCAAGCUCAUAUUGUACAGUCCAUUUAAUCCUGGCACUUUUCUCUGUGUAGAUGGAUAAGUUAAGUUUUAUAUGCUAUAGAAAUCAUCCAUGAAAUAAAAAAUACAUGGUCCUCAUGACCUGAAUUUGACUUUUGCCACUUAUCUGGACACAAGAUGUGAUGAGUUCAGUGGCCUUUGACUAUUGUUUGUUGGCAAGAACAAAAUUCCAUUUCCUGGGGUGAAAAAAUGGCUCAUGUUUAGAAAUUUUAGAUUCCUCUUAUUCAUUCUAGUCAGCCAAGUUAGCAUCCAUCAAAAGAGGACAUGACCCAUGGGCACGCAAUGCCUGCAUACCCACCUUUCAUUUGAGGUCUUUCCAACAUUGGAGAAGGAAAACUGAAUCAGUUUUUCAUUGUUCAGUACUCUAGGAAAAGUUGUGCUGGGAGAAUUGGAUCUAGAACUUAGAUGUGGCUAAGCAUAUUGGACACCUUUCAAAGAAAGGAGGAGCAAUAGAUGGAAUAGAUGGAAUGAUUGCCUCUUUAUUAUAUAUAACACUCAUUUUGCACACUAAUUUGCAGUGUACUCUUUGACAUAAAUAACAUGAUAGAUUCGACACAAGAAAUAUUCACAUAUAAAAAAAAUUACUAUAUUUGCAUUGACUACUCAGUGUUCCCCAGUUUUGGAGACAGUUGUUUAGGUUCAGAGAUGAUUUGAGAUUGUCUCAUUCUAUGCUCUCUUGAAUGUAACUUCUUCAUCCUUCUCUCUGCUUCUCUAUCUGACCUUGGUCCUAUAUCUAUGUGUACCCCCAUUCUAUGUUCUCUUUUCUUUAUUAUUUUAUGUCAGAGAAAGAAGUCUUUAUUUCCCCAUGAUCUUAAAACCCGAUUCCUUACUCCUCCCUAUCAAAACAUGCAUGUUUUGUAAUUUCGUGUUAAUUAUCCUGUUAUUAAUGGUGCACAGGUUGUGACUAAUGUGAAUGCUACUGCUUUUAUGAGAGAUCUUAUAUAUAUCUAUAAAUGUUAAUUCUAUCCAUAUCUGCAAGAUUCUGGCUAAUUUUAUAAGGGAACAUCAUUGAAUCCUAGGACUUCCAUGACCCCUGUAAUAUAAUAGAAGUCCAUUUUAAUGGAGACUUACCACUUGAAGUCACAGACUGUUGGGUCCUGUAUUUCUAGUUAUGAUUGAUCUUCUGGAUCCUGAAAGUGAUGAAUUGGGGAGUGUUGGAGCACUGAUUGUAACUCUAGGUUCAACUUUAGUCAGUUCUCCAAAUUCUGUCUUCUCAAUUUAUAGACAUCACUGCAUCAGUUCUUUUGCUGCUUAAACCAACUCCCCAACCAACCAAGUGUAACUUUCAUCUCAUCCAUCACUGAACCCCCCAUAAAGGGUGUACCCAGUCAUUGACAGCCUUUAAAUAUGAAGAAUAACCUGGCAGGAAAGUCUAGCUGCUUCCUCCAUGCUGUCAUGGUUGCUGAGAAGAAUAGCACUCAUUAAACACUGUCCAUAGGGCAUGCCAUUAGGGAAGGUGAUUGGUUUCAAGGAGAUCCCUUAAAUAAAACUUGAUGGAUUCUUUGUUAUUUUAGCUUAGGAAGGAAGUAUAUGGGGACAAAGUACCGGAUUGUACUUUGGCAAUAAAUCUGCUCCACCUUUUGUGAUUCUUUAAAAACCUUUUUUUUUUCUCCUUAGGAGUAGCAGAGAGGUAGCAUUGUAUAGAGGAUAGAUGUCCGGUAUUAACAUUAGGGAGACUUGGGGCCAUGUAUCACCGGUGACACAUACUAGCUAUAUGUGACUAUGGUGAGUCAUUUAAACACAUAGUGUUUACCCCUAUUGCUCCCCCCAUGUAAACUUCCCAGACAAGAAAUUAGAGAUGAUUAUCCAGCUGCAUGAGUAGGAGUUCCCUAUGCCAUUAAAACCAUUGGUUUGGACUAAUGGUAAUAAUAUUUUUUAAGAUAACCUUAUUAAUAGUAGGGUUUUUUGAAACUGUUCAUUAGUACACUGUUAUCUUGUAGUGCUGAAUUUAGAUAAUUUGUUUUAUUGAAAAUAAUUAGCAGUUCCUAGAAACCAUCCCUUAUUUGCAGUCUUUAAGAGCAUCUCCCCAUAUUGGUUUGAUUUUUUCUCAGAUUUUUUCAGUUCUCACACCCCGAAAUUCUUCAAGCACUGAGAUCUUAGCAACUGAAUCUUUCCUAGAAUUUUUGAGUUUUUGGUGAUGAGAUCACUUGAUUAAUAAUUGCAAAAUAUCCAAUUUCAACAAAGGUCUUUAUCUAGUUGGGUCUGAGUUUACAAACACCCUAAACUUCUCUGCCAAUCAGCUGCAGUUUGUUGAAUACACAUGCCAUUCUGGUUAUUCUCUUCUUCUCAUGCAGUUGAUUCCCCACAACACAGGUAAGAUAGAUAGCAAUAGUAACCACAGCUAGUCUUUAUAUUGUACUUUAAGUUUUGCAAAGCACUUUACAAAUGUUUUCUCAUUUUGUCCUCAUAACAAUCUAUUUUGUGGAUGAACAGACUGAAGUACCCUGAGGAUGAAUGAUUUGUCUGGGGUUACAUAACUAGGAAAUGACUGAGGUCAGUCUUAAAUUCAGGUCUUUCUAGCACCAACAGCCAGCACUCUCUCCCUUUCCCACAAUUUCUCUAUUUUCCUUAUCAUUCUCUCAGAGAUUUUACUUUUCAUACAGCUGGAUCUAGGCCUUUGCAUGGUUAACUGACCUGACAGAAGGCGACAGCAGCCUAGAGUUAUUAGAAGGCAGUUCGAAGGUGAUAGGAGAGAAAUAUAGAGCUGGAAAUGAGGGUCCAUUCUCCCACUAACUCAAGGCAAAUCAUUUCCUUACAAAAGGAGUUCUUAACUGUUUUUGUGUCACAGAUACUUUUGGCCUGAUGAGCCCUAUGGACCCCUUUUUAGACUGAUAUUUUUAAAUCAAUAAAAUAAAAUUCAUAGAUUACAGAGGAAACCAAUAAUAAUGAAAUAAAGUUAUCCCCCUACCUUCACCCCCGAAAUGUCAAUAAACCCCAGGUUAAAAUCUCCUAAGAACAAUAGAAUAUCAGAGCAUUGGAAAGGAUCUCAGAAGUCAUGCAGUCUAACCUGUAUUUAUACAGAAAUCAUCUUUACAUUAUCCCUAAAGAAUGGCCAUCUGUUCUCUCCUUAAAGACCUCCAUUGGUGGAGACUUCUCUAUCCAUCAAAGUGGUCCAUCACAUUUUUGGAAAAUUCUACUUGUUAAGAAUUAUUUCCUUCUUUACACCUUUACAUUGAUAGAAUUAAUAUAUACAUAUAUAUCUACACUACAUACACACAUACAUAGAUACAUACAUAUAUGUAACAGGCUGCCUUUUCCCCAUCUGCUUAUCCAGUUCUGACAAAUUACCUUCAGAUUUUUUGAUUAAGCAAAAUAUUUUAAAGUGGUAGUGCUAAUUCUUUAUUCUUUUAGCAUAAAUCCACCCUUACAGAUAGCUUAUAUAUAUAUACACAUAUAUAUGUAUAUAUAUGUAUGUAUCUUUGGGAAUUGGCUAAAAACAUAUCCUAGUGCAUCUUAAUACCUAUGAUGAAGAUAAUAACAGUUGAUAGUAGUGUUACUAAUCAAACUAAAGUUCUUUGGUUUAGGGAAUAUUUUUAAUUAAACAAAAUUGUUUCUUCCUUAUCCAUAGCUUUAUUUAUUUAUUUUCUAGUUGUAGGUCUAUAGAUUUAAGUGAAAAUGGUAAAGAUCUUAAAUUCAUGAUUGAAAUGCCUGUGUUCAUUUCAUUUACAGCCUGUGAAUAUGUAGCCAGAAUGAUGAAAUACAGAAAUAUGUAACCAUCAACUUUUUGGUUGUACAUCACAUUUAUUGUUGAAAUUUAAAGUGGUAAUGUUUGGUUCUAAAUAUUCUCUCUCCAACUACCUAAGUAGGUACCCAUAGGUAGUGAUAGAGAAUAGUCAAGAUUUUAUAAAACUAGAAAUCUAACUUAUUGACAGUUUUGAGAAAUUUCCCUUUAAACAGGAUAAAAUGAAAUUUAGAAGGAAAAGUGAAAUAAAAAAUUUCUGAUCCCACAAUGACCCCCUACUAAUCCCACUACUGACCAUUAUAUUUAUGGCAUAUUUUCCUUUAACUGUCCUCUUCCCACCAUCUUUUUUUGGGGGGGGGCUUUUGUGUACAGAGGAUGUUAUAUGUGUUAGAAUGUUGUCUGAGACAUAGCCCACAGGAUAAUCUGGGAGCAUGUCAAAUAGAUGCAGUCUUUGAAUUAGAGAUAUACUUUAAACAAAUUCCCUUUAAUGUACAGAGAGAGGGGAUGGAAUUUAAAUGUAUGCUUUUGUGCUAGCAGUAAGGUUUCUACAGAGACGAACCAGGAAAUGAAACGGAGAAGUUAGUCACAGAGGUUAAAUGGAGAAAUAAAAUGUGUUAUAAUAUUUAAUUAUUACUAAGUAAAUGAGGCAUGUACAUAGCAAGAAGAGAAGAUAUCAUUAAUUCUGAAACCUUCCUUUCCUGAAAAACACAUUUAAAUUGCCCUCAUCUAUGGUUUGCAUGUCUUAAGCAUAUUAAAACAUUUUCAAAAGCAUGAAUGUGUUUUCAGUCAAAAAAAAAAACCCCUCAUUUGUUCCCUAUAAAUGUGAAUAUAGUUACUAUAUGUGAUUUAAGACAAGUUGGCUACUUUGUUUACUCUCAGUUGACUUCCCUGAUGAAGGCAAAUGGAAAGGAGGUUCCGUUAAAAAAGAAACACAUUCAUAUAAAAAAGAAACACACUGCCUUUGACUUUUUUGAUAAUAAACCUUCAGAAAUUUGAACUAAAAAUAAAUCUGAAUUUAUGAUCAUUCUAAUAGAGGCUGGAUCAAAACUUGCCUUUGCCAUACUUCUCUGGUUAGGGGAAAAAAAAGAACUGUGAAGGCAAAUUGAUAGAAUAAGCAAAAUUGUAAGAGGGAGUUUUAAAAACUAUUUGAGAACUACUUAACACGCAACCCCCCACUAUUUAUUUAUAAACAAGCAACAGACUAAUAUCUAAUCACAAAUUCAUUCAAUAUUUACCUUUAGGCAAUCUACCAUUUUCCUGGCCUACAACCAAUCACUCUAUGGUCUUGAAAGCAAAACAAAAAAUGAAUACAAAACAAUACAAAAAUUAUACUAAAACCCAACAACAAAAUAACCCAGGAUUAAAGAUUUCUUAUUGAGUCAGCCACUUUCCAAAUUAAUGGGGUGUUUUUAUAUAAUUUAAUUGAGCAAGUACUCAUGAAGUUCAAAUUAUGUGGCAAGCACUGUGUUAAAUGUUGGGGAUAACAAAGACAAAAACAAAUCUUCCCCUUCAAAGAGUUUAUAUAGUAUUGAAAGACAUAGCAGAUAUGAACACGAAAAGAUUGUGUUUGGAGUGAAUUAUUUUAGUUAAUUUAUUGAUGCUCUGUAUAGUAAUGACUUAAAGUACAAUUUUCCAAAUCCAGUCUUUUAAAUAUUUGUUGUGAUAUCAAACUAUAGGACAAAUUAUUUGAACUGCAGGAUAAACUACUUUGAGAAUGAUGAUGCCUUUGAGAUGUUAUUUGGAACAUGGACUGGGGGAAGAUGCUAUAACUAUUGAACUUAUGACUGUCAAGGUGGGGUGAGAUGAGUCUUAUAUUAAAAUCCAAAUGUUAGAUCCAAAAAAUGAAAAAAAAAAAGGUUUUUGGAAGGCAUUGUGAAUAUUGAAGAGCCCUAUGCUGACUUCCCUUCUCCCCUUCAAAAAUAGUAAAAAAAGAAACAUUCACCAAGGGAUUCAUAUAUGAGAUGAAUCUCUCUCUAUAGUACAGUGUUUCACAAAACAAUUUUAUCCUUAUCCACAAACACAUGUGUAACACCUAGUACAUUUCUGUGUAAACAAUGAAUGAGCUUGAAGCAUAAAUUUAUUCAAAUCACUUUAGGGAAGUCAACUGGAAAAUAGCUCAGUGGAAAAAGGUGAAAGAGGCUACAUGAACGUGUAGUCCCUGAUGCAAUAUAGAGAAAACAAUACAAUGUAUGAAUAGAGUAAAAUAUCCUGAAAUGUAUUUAAUAUAUUUGAGUCAGCUAGUUUGGACACAGUCUAUUUUUAAUAUGUGAGGAUAGAAUUUAAAAGAUGUGAUUAUUUAACAAUAACCUAUGUUUGCCAAUUUUGUAAUAUUUCAGUUGUCUCUUAAAAUGACUUAAUGAUUCAGUUUUUUUUUUUUUAGGAAGCAGAGAACCUGUUUUGGGUUACUUUUCUGCUUGGGUUAUUAGGUCUUGGGUUUUGAUCCCUCUGAAGGAUAGAGGACAUUAAACCUAGAAGCUCUGGUUGCUGUCUGUCUCUUGUAAAUGCCGAGCUCUGUCUCUCAUGUAAUUAGUUGCAUGGAAAAAGAGGUGAUGUAAUAAGCAAGACCUUCCUGAACACUUGAUUUUUGGAUGCAUGCCUACAAAGCCCCCUAUUCAUUUCCACUCAGGGUUAAGGCUAAAGGAGAGGCGAUCAUUGUUGGGAUCCUGAGACGCUCAGUUCUGUUGGUUGUUUCUGUAUUAGGAGUUAAUAGUAUCUAAGGAAAUAUCAGAGGCAAUGCCCUCUAUGGAAAUAUGUAUGAAGGGUUGGAAUGUGUCUAAUCAUCCUUGGGCUGCUCAGAAUAGUUCGUCAGUGACAGUGCUAAAAUUAUCUUAGGAGCCAUUACAACCUUGGCUACCUUAGUCCUCUGACUGAGUAGGGCAUUUUUCUUCCUUUCCUUAUCUUGAAUUGUGAGGUUGUAAUGUGAGGCAUGGCAGUCCAAUCCAGGAAUGGCUAUGUUUGUGGGCUGUGCAAAUAAAGAUGAGCCCUCUGGAUAUAGAGUGUGUAAUUUUGAAAAGGAUUUUGUGAUCUGUAAAAAACUGCUUUGGAUGCAUAGCAAAUGUUCUGGGGGAUGUUGCAAUUAAUGAAACAUUCAAGGAAAGAGAGAGAGAAUAUUUGCCUUGGAGACUUUCAUUCUUUCUUGAAAAGUCCCUUUACACUGUAGCCAGUGAAAUUCAUUUAUGUCUUAGAGUCCUCUGUCAAUGGGAGGUACACCCCUCCAUCUUCACAUUGUUCAUACACAAAAUCAUUAAUUCCCUUGGUUCUUGAAUCUUGAAAGGGAAGUUAGCAAGUGAAAUAUAAAAAGACUCAAAUAGCUCAAAUACAACAAUGAAAAAAUAAACCCAAAACUUAAUCUAGGAUUGUCUCAAUUUGUCUUUAAUGUGUAUUUCACUAUAAAUAAUGUUGAAUUUGCUGGACUAUUUCACACCAGUCUGUUCUGUUCACAUUGCAUGUAUGAAAUGGCCAAGUCCAGUCUUCAAUUUCCCUUUGCUUCAUUUUUUGAGGUUUUAUUUAUUUUUAAAAAUUGAAUCCCAUCCAGCUGUCAACUGGAAAAUGGAAGUAUUCUGAUAAAUUAUGUUUGGGGAUUGUUGUUUUUAUUUUUGGUCACAUUAAAAAGCUAGUAAACAAUAA
Monodelphis domestica (gray short-tailed opossum) is the source of this 11669-nucleotide messenger RNA. RefSeq names its product synaptic vesicle glycoprotein 2B (gene SV2B). NCBI's taxonomy places the organism in Eukaryota, Metazoa, Chordata, Mammalia, Didelphimorphia, Didelphidae. Gene Ontology annotation, cellular component: synaptic vesicle membrane; neuron projection. Gene Ontology annotation, molecular function: transmembrane transporter activity. The record is from RefSeq and is a predicted model, not a curated record. Gene Ontology annotation, biological process: transmembrane transport; chemical synaptic transmission.